UUCGCCCACUUAUUUAUUUAUUUGCCGGCGAGCGCCGCGCUGCCGCAGAGCAGCAAGAGCCGCUCCGCGCCGUGCCGAGCGCUGGAAGCGGCUCGGUAUUGCAGCAGGUAGGGCUGAGCGCUAGGACCUCGGAGAAUCCUUCCAGCAGCAAUCAGGACUACCUUAAACCCAGCCCAAUGCCUCUUCCUGCGCCACUCUGCGUGCUGGAUGGAGAUCCACAGUCAAGAGCUGCAGCUCAGUGCUGGAGUACAACAUUUCACAGGGAGCCCUGCAGAAGCAACACCUGUUUCGAGCCAGCCAAGAAAGACACAAGCACUUGUAUGUUGCUGCUUUGCUUGUGGAUCGUCAAUAAUCCUAAACCAGUGGACAUCUGCUGAGCCUCCUGAGAAUUCUGGAUAAUAGAUUUGGACGUCAAAAGUUUUUUUUUCCUUUUUCUUUUUUCCAUUUUUUUUUGGAUUUAUCUCAGCCAACAACGUGAGAUUUCCCCCCUCCCCCUUUGCAGGAUUCAUGCUGAUGUAUGCAGUCUGUUAUAGAGUAAAAACAGCGCAUGCCUUUCUGGAGUCAGAAUCCAUAAAUCCUGACGUAGCCUGUGCAUCUUAAAAAAAAAAUCCCUAUAACGCCUAGGUAUUUAAGUUGCUAUGGUCAUUCUUAUCUUAAACCAAAUGGAGAAACUACGGAUUUUUUUCUUUAUUACAGUUGGAUGGGCUGAAGACCGUAUUGCUUGCUAAGAGCUGGGGAUAUAUGCAUUUAUAUAGAUAUACACAUCUAUAUGUUUAUAAAUAUGUCAGUGUGUGAGUAUAAAGUGGUGGUUUCUUAGACUAACUGGUUUGACCUUGAACCUGUACCAGUCAAAACAGAAUAUUACUUUUAUUUAUGCAUUUAAUGGAUUGAAGAAAGAACAUUUUCUCUGUAACUGCGCUAGGGAGGGGAGAGGAGUGGAAUAUACCUAAUCUUAUAUCUCCUGGGUUUGGCACCAUCAUUAUUGUUUAUUCUCAUUCUCUAAAAGCAGAAUCUUCUGAUGGCUCCCUUAGGUGAAGUUGGGAACUAUUUCGGUGUGCAGGAUGCAGUACCCUUUGGGAAUGUGCCCGUUUUGCCGGUGGAUAGUCCGGUUUUGUUAAGUGACCACCUGGGUCAGUCUGAGGCAGGUGGGCUACCCAGGGGGCCUGCGGUCACGGACUUGGACCAUUUAAAGGGGAUCCUCAGGCGGAGGCAGCUAUACUGCAGGACUGGAUUUCAUUUAGAAAUCUUCCCCAAUGGUACUAUCCAGGGAACCAGGCAAGACCACAGCAGAUUUGGUAUACUGGAAUUUAUCAGUAUAGCAGUGGGCUUGGUCAGCAUCCGAGGAGUCGACAGUGGACUUUACCUUGGAAUGAAUGAGAAAGGAGAACUGUAUGGCUCGGAAAAAUUAACCCAGGAGUGUGUAUUCAGAGAGCAAUUUGAAGAAAACUGGUAUAACACAUAUUCAUCAAAUCUAUAUAAACAUGUGGACACUGGAAGACGAUACUACGUUGCGUUAAAUAAAGAUGGGACUCCAAGAGAAGGGACUAGGACUAAACGGCAUCAAAAAUUUACACAUUUUUUACCUAGACCGGUGGACCCUGAGAAAGUACCAGAACUAUAUAAGGAUAUUUUAAGCCAAAGUUGACAAAGACAAUUCCUUCACUUGAGCCCUUAAAAAGUAACCACUAUAAAGGUUUCAUGCGGUGGGUUCUUAUUGAUUAGCUGUGUCAUCACAUCAGCUCCACUGUUGCCAAACUUUGUCGCAUGCAUAAUGUAUGAUGGAGGCUUGGAUGGAACAUGCUGAUUUUGUUCUGCACUUAAAGGUUUGUCCUCCUGGAGGAGAGCCUAUGCCCACUCGCUUGAUUUAGUACGAGAGGGAGCGCGAGAGAGUGAGUGCGAGAGAGAGAGGAAGGGAGAGGAUGAAUGGGAGUGAGAGCGCGAGAGAGAGGAGCCGAGGGGAGGAGGAGGGUGAGGAGGAGGAGGAGGAGGAAGGCCUGAUGCAUGCUGGGGAAUAGACACGCUUUUAAAUUUUUGAUCAGUUGUACUUCGUCAUAUAUCAGCAUAGCUGCCAUACUUCGAUUCAUCAGGAUUUUUGGCUGGUGGCCUGCUCAAGUGUACGCUGCAUUUACAAAGGCAUGGAGGGUGCAGUCUUACUUAAACAAGAGACUUUUCAGUUAAUCGCUCUCUGGGUCUCACCCCACUGAGUUUAAAGCAAAGACCUCUUAGUAAAAAAAUAAAAAUAAAAAGUUAAAUUUAUUUAUAGAAAUUCCAAAGGCAACAUUUUAUUUAUUUUAUAUAUUUAUUUAUUAUAUAGAGUUUAUUUUUAAUGAAAUAUGUACAGGCCAGAUAGGCAUUUUGGAAGCUUUAGGCUCUGUAAGCAUUGAAAUGGCAAAGGCCACUAUGAACCUGUGGUAAAUUCAUGCAAGUAAAUAUAAAGGUGCAUGGAUAAAAAAAAAAGCCAACAAUAAAAAGGUAAUGACAAUAAUAAAUUCUAGUGACCCUCAUGUACUAAAGGCGACAAUCUCUUUUGUGCCCGUAUUAUUGUACAAGUAUGCACACCACUCAUGACACUGAGUCCUCACUCUUCUGACUGCUUGUUUCGUAGCUUACCCCAGAGGAUUAAAGAGAAAACUGGGUCUUCAACUUUUUUUUAUGUGUCUGUAAUAUUUCCUCUCUGAUAAAGUGACUUCUUACAUCAUUGUAAAUUUCACAGCUGUGGAAAAUAUAGGGGUUGGAAUAUAUUCUACUUGUUAAAACCUAUUGCAGAUUAUACCAAAGCUAAAUGAUAAAUAUGCUAUUUUUUUUUCCUAAAGAGAAUGCCAGGAACAACAUAAGUAAUACCAACAACAAUUAUACUAAUUUUAAGUUUCCACAAAGAACACAUAAAUAUUUCAGAGGGCAAGAACCAGGUUAACAGGAUCACUCUUGUAAACAUGUUUAUUUGUGCACUUGACUAUCUACUAUGAAAUUAUACAAGUUCCAUAGGGGUCAUUGUAAUACCUUUUAUGGAAAACUGCUUUCAGUGUGAACUGUCAUAAUACAUGAUAUUAGCACCCUUCCUAAAGUAAAACUUGCAAAAUGAAACUAAUAAAUCUCUAUCAAUAAUGACAAUGAGGGGGACAGUAUUAGACUUAUUUUUAUUGUUUUUCCUAAAGUAUGUUCAAAUAUUCAUGAACCCUAAGUGAGGAGACAGUAUAUAAUAUUUAAGGGUAUGUAGCAUUUUAAGAUAAGCACAUGAAAACGUUGAUUAGCAGUUACCAUUUGGAAAUUAACCCUCAGGAAGAGGCAUUUUCCCCCCUAACACUCUGAAGAAAAGGGGAAAAAAGAAAAAAAAGAGAUGAAAACCAUGUUAGGAUCCAUAUGACAAAUGCAUUUUGUAGUUGUUUCAUCCCUUAGGAUUUCAAUCAGUGCCAUUAAGUUGAGUGUAGCCUUCACCAUUGGAUAUGUUGGGAGCAGGGCUGGUCCUGACACCCUGGCUGUCUGCGUACGCACGGGGGCUCCUUUGGAGGAGUGAUGUAAAGUUGUAGUCUACUUGUAAUUAAGAAACUUUUGCUCUACAGCACCCUUGUCCAUCUGAUUUAUAUGGUUUGAAACUUAUUUCUGUUCUGGAAUGACCUCUGGGUCAGUGUGCUGAAUAAACGUUCCCUGACCGUGCUGAA
Messenger RNA from Zonotrichia leucophrys gambelii, 3659 nucleotides. It is a transcript of the gene FGF9, whose product is annotated as fibroblast growth factor 9. Gene Ontology annotation, biological process: lung development; regulation of cell migration; animal organ morphogenesis. The transcript has 3 exons. The record is from RefSeq and is a predicted model, not a curated record. Gene Ontology annotation, molecular function: growth factor activity; fibroblast growth factor receptor binding. Gene Ontology annotation, cellular component: cytoplasm. The coding region runs from base 1019 to 1645 and encodes 208 amino acids. Lineage: Eukaryota; Metazoa; Chordata; Aves; Passeriformes; Passerellidae.